Molecule: messenger RNA, 1067 nt
Organism: Sipha flava (yellow sugarcane aphid)
Lineage: Eukaryota; Metazoa; Arthropoda; Insecta; Hemiptera; Aphididae
Exons: 5
Coding region: 263-907 (214 amino acids)
Source: RefSeq, a predicted model, not a curated record
GUAAGACUACACUUUUUCAAAACAAACGCUUUGGUGUACACUUGUGAAAAAGUGAACACUUUGACAAAACGAACAAACCUAAUAAUUGUCUAAACAUUCGAUUUUUUUAACCUGGCAGCCCUGAUCACGAAUACGAGAAGCCGGAAUAACGAGUGAUGAAAAGAACGUAGCUUGAAUUUUCAAACGCAUUUGAUAGUCAUCACCAGUCUAUAUAGUAUUGGAAAAUAUUACCGAAAGAAGAUCUUAAACCAUAAACAAUAAAAUGGAUGAAUUAAAUGAACAAAUUGAUCGAUUAGUUGACUUACUAGAUGUUUUGAAAUCUAGAUACUUUUUCUUACGUGCUAAAUAUAAUAUUGAGUGUAACUCUCAAUCAAUACAUGCAUCAACAGAUACUCUAACAGAAUAUCAUACAGCUAAUGAUCUUCAAUAUUUUGUUAUGCUGGAACUCUACUUAUUAGAAUAUGCUUGUACUAUGGGUAUUUAUUCCAUGAAUAUAUAUGCAACUCGUCUAAAAACGAAUUUAAUAGCAAAUGAUAAAGAUCAUCAGUUCUUAAAAAUUCUUAAAGAUAAUAUUCGAAGCUUUAUUGGGACAAAUAAUGAAAUCAAAACUAUUUCAAAAGAUCCUUAUGAUAGCUUUCAUUCAUAUAUAAAUUCAUUCUUAGUAUAUGCUAAUGUUUUAAAAGAAAUGAAGAUUCCCAAUACUAUCAUGUUUGAUGAAAUGGAAACAAAAAAGAAAAAAAAUAAAUUGAACAAAAGAAUGUUGAAAAUCAAUCUAAUGGCAAACGUAAUUUCAUAUACAGUGUUUGAGAAAAUUAAGGACUUAAGAACUAAAGAAGGAAGAGCCGCAUUAGAAUUAGCCUUAAAAUAUAGAACACCAAGAAAUUUAGCUUAUUAUUUGAGUAAAUAAAUUUAAAUAAUUGGUUUAAUGAUUUAUGUUAUAAAUAAUAUGUUAUAAUAUUUUAAUAUUGAAAGAAAAGCAUACUUGUUAUUUAGCAUUCAAAAUUUUUUUUAUUUUUUGAUCUUAUGUAUAUAAAUGUUAUAUCUAACCUACUAUAUAAUAUUAAAUU